Larimichthys crocea (large yellow croaker) is the source of this 668-nucleotide messenger RNA. It is a transcript of the gene smim8, whose product is annotated as small integral membrane protein 8. The record is from RefSeq and is a predicted model, not a curated record. The coding region runs from base 128 to 415 and encodes 95 amino acids. NCBI's taxonomy places the organism in Eukaryota, Metazoa, Chordata, Actinopteri, Sciaenidae. The transcript has 2 exons.
CGCAGUCCUCUUUGACUUUCAAACAUGGCCGCAUUCACGGAGGCAGAAGCAUAACAUGAACAUAUCUGGAGUUGUGGUAUCUCAUAUUUUUAUUUAAAGACCUGCCAGAGGGCAGGUCCGACCCGACAUGUCGGAGAAGGAGGCCGGUAAAGGGAAGGAGAGUGCCGGGGAGAAAGGUUACAGGACACCCGGGCUGAGGGGCGCGCAGACCACCACACUGUUCCGGGCCGUCAACCCCGAGCUCUUCAUCAAACCUAACAAACCGGUGAUGGCGUUUGGACUGGUCACCAUCACCCUCUGUGUGGGAUACCUGGGCUACAUGCACGCCAUGAAGGAGAACGACCAGCAGCUGUACGAGGCCAUCGACAGCGAGGGAGAGAGAUACAUGAGGAGGAAGAGCUCCAAGUGGGACUGAUGACACACACAGAGUGUGUGUGUGUGUGUGUGUGUUCUGUACGGACAGAGUGAAUUAAAGCCUGGCUGGACUGAAACAAGUCGCCUGUUGUCUGCCUCUGUUCCACAGGUUGAAGUCAGGACAAGAAGCAUCACAUCACAGACACCAUGUGCAGUGUGUCUCUGUUCAUAGCAUUCAGCUGGAGCUCACUGGCUUUUGGACUGUUGGUCAAGACAUUUAAAGACACGUAUUUCCAAUAAAACGUAUUAAAACA